Diatraea saccharalis (sugarcane borer) is the source of this 1452-nucleotide messenger RNA. Lineage: Eukaryota; Metazoa; Arthropoda; Insecta; Lepidoptera; Crambidae. The record is from the annotation of a GenBank genome assembly.
AUCGGGCGAGAUGAACCGGAUGAAUUGGCCAUUUUAAGAUUAUGACCUAUUAUUAACAAUUUUAUUUCCAUUUAUUUAUUCCAUUUAUUGUUAUGAUCAGAUGUGUCGAUUAGUACAAUUAAACAAUCACUUAUAAAUCGUGAUUUAAAGAAACAAUCGAAGAUAAUACUAAACAAGAAACGAAAAUGGUUUCCUUUGCAGAUAUGGUUAAAAAAAGUUUGAUGGAUUUUAUUCAGCCCAAUAAAACAAGUUCUAUAGCAAUUUAUUCUUAAGAUAAAAUGAAAUCGAACGAGGAAACCAAAGUCCUUCUCCAAAACAUUAUUAGACCUGAUCAACAGAAUAAGCACGUGAGAGGCUUGCGUAAGACUAGAAACGGUGGUGUUAUCAUUGGUACGUAUGCCAAAGAAGACAUCGAAAAAUUAAAGCAAUCCGCGAAGAAACUGAAGAUCUCUGGUUUUGCUAUUGGUGAGCUACAUAAGUGCAAACCCAGAUUAAUGGUAAUCGGAGCGCCGUCAUCGAUGCAAGAAACUGAAGUCUUUAACAUAAUUUUUCAUCAAAACCUUGCAGACGAAAAUCCAGGCAUGACAGUCGAUACAUUUUUAAUUUCUAUUGCUCUUAGUCAUAAGUCCGGAAAGAAAGACGCUGAGACCUGCAAUUAUGUAAUCAAAGUUCCUGCACAAAUACGCAAGGCCUUAAUAACCAAGGACGUGCCCUGUAAGAGACUUCACUUUUGUAAGCAAAUGACAUCAAUACGAUAAUGCAGCCAAAACAUGCUGGGAAGAGGUCAACAUAUGUGAUUAUUACGCUGGAGCGGGUCACGCAUUAAAAAACUGCACGAUGGCAGCCAUUCCCCCAAAAUGUGUUACUUACUGCUAUUUCAAAAAGCCUCGCAUGUACAAGACCAGUGAUACUGAAUACCCUGUUAAAAAAAUGACCAAAAAUAGAUAUAAUAAUUAUAUUGAUUAUGAAGACGCCUAAGAAAAAACGCUACAUUAAGUUAUUUUUGAUUAGUACUUUCAUUUUAUUUAUUUUGUAUACUAUGACUUACAAUAUUUUCAAAACAGUUUCAAAAAUAAAAGAUUUAUGCAAUACUGAAUAACCUAGUUUAUAAUUUUGAUUGUUUUUGAGUGUUUAGCAAGCUAUAUUGAUAAUAUACUGAAAUGUAAAAAUAAGUUUCAAUACAUGUAAUACAUAUAAUAUCGCUUGGUUACUUUAGUCACCGAUAUUAUAAUACCUUAACUCAUUAUGAUAUUAUACUUAAUGAAAUACUUUAAGCAUAGUGAUAAUUUUUACAUGACAUACAGGUUAACCUAGUUCAGCAAAAUAUAAAUAUUUUCUCUCUAAUUAAUGUUUUGCAUUUUUAUGUAACAAAAUACAAUUUCAAUAAAUCAUUAAUACAUAUUACAUGUUGCACAACAGUUGUUGCAAAUGGUGAUUUGCCAAUGCGUUAGU